Corythoichthys intestinalis (scribbled pipefish) is the source of this 2157-nucleotide messenger RNA. It is a transcript of the gene cyp2u1, whose product is annotated as cytochrome P450 2U1. Gene Ontology annotation, biological process: xenobiotic metabolic process. Bases 104 to 1678 code for a protein of 524 amino acids. Gene Ontology annotation, cellular component: intracellular membrane-bounded organelle; cytoplasm. Lineage: Eukaryota; Metazoa; Chordata; Actinopteri; Syngnathiformes; Syngnathidae. Gene Ontology annotation, molecular function: iron ion binding; heme binding; steroid hydroxylase activity. The record is from RefSeq and is a predicted model, not a curated record. The transcript is spliced from 5 exons.
UUUUUCAGUCUACCAAUAGCAGAACAGCCCUUGACAAUCACACCGGAAGAAGGGAAAAACAAACAUGGCUUAGUUUUCCGUCAACGUACCAUAACUUUACAAUAUGCUCCGGCGUUGGAGCAACUCACUGCUGUCUGGAGUAAACGUUGCAACUCUACUCGUAUGCUUUGUUAUAUAUUACAUUCUUUAUUACUACUUGAAACGACGACGUCGCUUGGUUAACAUUCCUCCGGGUCCGAAGCCGUGGCCGAUAGUGGGAAAUUUCGGAGGGUUUCUCAUCCCUUCGUUCGUCCGCAAGAGGUUCGGAAAGCCGGCGAAGCCGAACUGGACACCCGUGGAGGCGUUGAGGGAGCAAGCCGCGCGUUACGGCGACGUGUUCAGCCUGUUUGUGGGCGCACAGCUCAUAGUGGUGCUGAACGGCUAUGACGUCAUUCGUGAUGCCCUGCUGAACCAUGCAGAAGUUUUCUCUGAUAGGCCGGACAUCCCUGCGGUCACCAUCAUGACCAAACGCAAAGGAAUUGUCUUUGCACCAUAUGGGUCAGUAUGGAGAAAGCACCGGAAGUUCUGCCACGCUUCUCUUCGCACAUUCGGUUUGGGCAAACUUAGCUUGGAGCCUUGCAUCCUCCAAGGCCUGGAGACCAUUAAAAGCGAGCUGAUGAGACCACGUGAAGAUGAUUGCAAAGGUGGCGUAGAUUUGACGCUAAUGGUGAGCAACGCCGUCUCCAAUGUUAUCUGCUCUCUGGCCCUUGGGGAGCGCUUCCCCCAAGACGACCGGCAGUUCGCCACCCUGCUGGGCCUGAUGGUGCGAGGCCUGGAGCUGUGCGUCAACAGCCCCGCUGUCCUCAUCAACGUCUUCCCGCCGCUGUACCACUUGCCCUUCGGGGUCUUUGGCGAGAUCCGGCAGGUGGAACGUGACAUCAGCGCCUUCCUGAAGAGGCUCAUCGCCAAGCAUCGCGACACGCUGGACCCGGACAACCCCCGAGAUUUGGUGGACAUGUAUCUGGCAGAGAUGGCGGCUCAGAGGAGUGCGGGUGUGGAGGACAACAGUUUCGAUGAGGACUACCUCUUUUACAUCAUUGGAGAUCUCUUCAUUGCGGGUACCGACACUACUACCAACUCUCUUCUGUGGAUCAUGCUCUACUUGGUUGUGCAUCCGAACAUCCAAGAGAAGAUCCAAGCCGAAGUGGAUGAGGUGGUCGGACGAGGCCGUGUGCCGUCUCUGACUGACCGUGGCAGCUUGCCCUUCACCGAGGCCACCAUCAUGGAGGUCCAGAGGCUGACUACCGUGGUUCCUCUAGCCAUUCCGCACAUGGUGUCCAAGACCACUGACUUUCGAGGCUUCACGAUUCCCCGAGGAACAGUCCUCCUGCCCAACCUGUGGUCAGUCCACCGAGACCCCGCCGUGUGGGACCAGCCCGACAGCUUCAGGCCGGAACGCUUUCUGGACGAGGAGGGCAAGCUUGCAAGGAAAGAGUGCUUCAUGCCCUUCGGGAUCGGUCGCAGGGUGUGCAUGGGUGAGCAGUUGGCCAAGAUGGAGCUCUUCCUCAUGGUCACUGGCCUGCUGCAGGCUUUCACCUUCCGGCUACCGGCAGGAACGCCGUCACCUCCCAUGCAUGGACGUUUUGGCCUGACGCUGGCACCGUGCUCCUUCACAGUGUGCGCCACACCUCGUGGGUGAAGUUAGCCGACUGGACGCCCGGGAAGACAAAAGGGUGCAAUAUACAUGAACGCUCACUAGACACUUUAUUCAGUACAUUUGCACAAGACCCCAUUUGCUCAAGGAAGUUGAAUGAACUAAUUAACAUAUCUAAAAUGUAUGUGGAGUUCCACUGAAAUGUGAAAAAUUGUUCUUCCGGGAAAAAAUAGGGUUCUAUUUAAAGGGAAUGAAAGGAGUUACUUUGAUGGCAUUUCCAUCAGUGACAGUUCCAUACAUAAACACAAAAUAAAUUUUACAAAGUUCACUGUGAGACAGUAGAACUAUGUGCUAAGCCAUUCACUUAAAUAAAUACAUGUAAAUGUAUUAAAUAGAAUAUUUAUAUAAACACCAGUGCUUUAGCAAUUGGUUUACAUGUUAUAAUAAUAUUGUGGAAAUUGAUGCAGAUUCUUGAGGUAUUAUGUUAGAAACAAAAUUAUUGUGUGUGAAAUGUUACAUUUCAU